Molecule: messenger RNA, 825 nt
Organism: Populus nigra (black poplar)
Lineage: Eukaryota; Viridiplantae; Streptophyta; Magnoliopsida; Malpighiales; Salicaceae
Product: DNA-directed RNA polymerase I subunit 2-like
Exons: 2
Coding region: 78-503 (141 amino acids)
Biological process (GO): DNA-templated transcription
Cellular component (GO): RNA polymerase I complex
Molecular function (GO): ribonucleoside binding; DNA-directed RNA polymerase activity; DNA binding
Source: RefSeq, a predicted model, not a curated record
UGUACAGUGGGGUUUAUGGAACAGAACUCACAUGUGAAAUUUUUAUUGGGCCUGUUUAUUAUCAGCGCCUUCGCCACAUGGUUUCAGACAAAUUUCAGGUCCGGUCGACUGGUCCAGUCGACCAGAUUACCAGACAGCCUAUUAAGGGAAGAAAGCGUGGUGGAGGUAUUCGUUUUGGAGAAAUGGAACGAGAUUCAAUGCUUGCCCACGGAGCUGCAUACUUGUUGCAUGAUAGGCUCCAUACUUGCUCUGAUUAUCACAUUGCUGAUGUAUGUUCUAUAUGUGGGAGCAUUCUAACGACACAUUACCAACCACAGAGGCGAAUAGUGCGUGAUAUUGGUGGAUUACCUCCUGUGAAGGCUCCCAAAAAAGUGGUAUGCCAUGCAUGCCAAACAAGCAAAGGGAUAGAAACUGUUGCAAUGCCUUAUGUCUUUAGAUAUUUAGCUGCCGAAUUAGCAGCUAUGAACAUAAAAAUGACCCUCCACUUGAAUGAUGGAGCAUGACACCUUUUGCAGUUCGAACAGCGCAUUUAUCUACACGACCAAGUGUUGGCACAAUUUCGGCCUCCCUCGGGUCCAAGCUGUUGACAGGAACCAGGUACAUGGCUUUGUGCAAUUCAUGAUGGAUGAGGAAUUCGAACAGCUGCUAUAUCUUGAAUUAGAAAGGUAUGAAUGGCGUCCUUGUACAUGUAUUCAUACUUCCAUUGACAAGUUUUUUCUUCUCUUCACAAGUAUAUUUAAUCGUGGUGAUCUCAUCAUCCAUUCUGUUGUCAUAUUUUGUGAUUUGAAACUCGUAAUUAUGAAAAGAUUGUUUCCUUCUCCUCAA